Prorocentrum cordatum is the source of this 1032-nucleotide messenger RNA. NCBI's taxonomy places the organism in Eukaryota, Dinophyceae, Prorocentrales, Prorocentraceae. The record is from the annotation of a GenBank genome assembly.
AUGGCGCAGGUUUCGUUCACAGACGUUGAGAUCAAGGCUGAUCUCGAGGGUUUGCCUGCCGCAGCGUUCUCCGGGGCGCCCGCCGCAGACAGGCUGAACUGGGUGCGUAUCGCACUGAGCGUCGACGAAGCUCCACGUGCCAAACACGACUUGCGUUUCUACACCAGUGUAGCCGCAGCUCUCGCCAACCUCGUGGGCAGCACCCACCCGAGUGAUUACAGUGACGUGGUGAUCCGCGGCAUGAUCACGCAGGGCAUUAAGCCCAACGACUUCCCCUUCGGCGCUGAGGAUUUCCCGGAGGCUUGGAAGCUUCUGAAAUUCUCUCCGGCGCAGAUCGUGUACGCUUUGCGCGUCCAGGGCAAGUGCGUGGCCCAGGCAGGCACCGCUGGCAGCAGCGGCGCAGGACCAAGCAGCAGUGACGUGGCCCCUGCUGCGACGACUAGCGAUGCCUUCGCAGAGGUGAUGCGCGACUUUGUCAAGCAAGCUGGCUCGCAGCCGAAGAAGGGCCUGUCCUUCAGCCUGACAGACAGGAUCCGUGAGGUCGGGCUCCACGAGUUUCCCCCGGAGGCUUUGCCGUCAGAAGAGCUCGCGGGCAAGUGGGAGGCGGCCGGCCGCGCCGCUUCCGACCGGGACAGGCACUUCGUGGGCAGCGCUGAUGGCGACAACCUCCAAGCAGCCCACCGACCUCAGUGGAGCCGCACCCCAGAGAUCGACGAUCGGGUGCGCUACGUUGGCUUCGCGACGUUCCUGGGCCACGUCAUGGCGUGGGGGCUCAAGAUCUGCAUCAUGAAGGUUUGUUCUGUGUCCGAGGUGCUGGGUUACGUGUUCCUGCUUACUCGGGUUGCCGAGGAGUUCGGGGGCGUGCACACCGCCUAUUUCUACGAUUGGCUGGUGCGGCGUGAGAUGGCACGUUCCUUGGAGAGGGGCGAGCAAUUUGCCCACUUUUUCCAGAGGUUGGACCGUGAGAUCGUGCGGGACGCUCGGGACAAGGCCCAGACGGCGAUCGGCCGCGCGGGGAAGCCGCAGGCAAAG